This is a messenger RNA of Lodderomyces beijingensis, 2799 nucleotides long. NCBI's taxonomy places the organism in Eukaryota, Fungi, Ascomycota, Pichiomycetes, Serinales, Debaryomycetaceae. The record is from the annotation of a GenBank genome assembly.
AUGACCGACGAAGAAGACCAUUCCCUGCACCAAGAAAGUCACAUCGAUGGCUAUGCAAUUGCCAACGGGAAGAAGCAGCCAAACGUAUUUGUGCGAGCAUUAAGGUCUGUGUUUGGAUACAGAAAGACUUCUUUGUCUCUAUUCGUGUUCGUGACGGCGUUCGUCUCGGUGCUACUUUCCGUCGUGGACAAUAGUGUCGACUACACGUUUCGGUUGCCGUCAACCAAACUCGAGAGGCUGCUACUUGACGAUGCGUGGCUCGACUUGGAGGUCAUUGGAGCGAAAGAACACCCGUACGGGUCGAGUGUCAAUGACGAGGUCCACGAUUACUUGCAAGAUAGAAUUAACGAGAUAAUCGAGGGCAUUGAUUUUAUAGCCUUUGACAACGACUUGAACGGAACCAACAAAUUCAUGUACCAAGCGGUGGCCAGCACGAAAGCGGUAUCGUACUAUGAAAGCAACAAUUUGUUGGUAAAGAUAAAGGGGAAAAGCCCACUGCUCCCCGGGUUUCUCUUGAGUGCUCACUAUGACUCUGUGCCCACGAGCAAUGGUGUAACCGAUGAUGGCAUGGGCAUUGCCAGCAUGUUGGCGGUCCUUUCGUACAUGUCGCAGCAAAAUCAACCAGAGAGAACCAUGGUUUUCAAUUUCAAUAACAACGAAGAGUUUGGACUCUACGGGGCUGAAGCAUUUACCCAUCACCCGUGGUUCAAGCAAGUGAAGUAUUUUUUGAACUUGGAGGGAACAGGAGCAGGGGGCAAAGCGAUUUUGUUCCGCGGUACCGACUACGGUAUUGUAAAGUAUUUCAAAAAAGUGAGGUAUCCUUAUGCGUCGUCGAUUUUCCAACAGGGCUUCGCCAACGGACUCGUUCACAGCGAGACCGACUACAAGGUAUACAAAGAAGCUGGGCUUCGCGGACUUGAUCUAGCGUUUUACAAGCCGAGGAACAUAUACCACACAGCAGAGGACAAUGUCAAGAAUGUUCCGCUUCGUUCUCUAUGGCACAUGCUUUCCAAUGCGCUUGACUUUUCGCAGUUUAUGGCAGACAAUGAGAUUGACGAAUCGGGCGCCGCGGAGUCUGCAAUCUACGCUUCGCUAUUCAACCAUUUCUUUGCAGUGUGCUCUUCCGAUUUGGCAAAGUUUAACAUAGCUCUCGCGGUGCUAUUCCCGAUCUUGAAUGGUCUUUUGAUCUUCUACACUACCAAGUCCCGCAAGUGGAACAUCACCGCCGUUCCAACCAUUGUCUUGCCCUUGGCAUUGGUCUUGACAGUACUUGUGGUCUAUCUUGUGGUUACCCAAGGUUUCAGGCCCGUCAAUCAAUUCUUGCCCACCUCGAGUCCUGGGCUAUUGGUAGCCACGACGACGGCGAUACUGUUGUUGCUAUUUUCUGUGUUUUCGAAUAUAAUCGUUUACUUGUUUAACGUCCCAACUGCAGACUCAAAGUUGGUUGCCAUCAUCGAAGUUUCCUUCAUAUACUGGGUGGCGUUGUUGUUUUCUACCAAGGGUUUGUUAAGUGACGCAACGGCGCCGAGCCAUACUGGUGAGUUCUACUUUAGCGUGCUAUUGCUUUUGGAAGGCACCGCCUCCUUUCUUGGCCUCCUUGGCUGGACUUUUACCAGACCGCAGAAGCAUUUGUUGGGCGAAGAAGAACCACUUUUGAAUCUCUCGGACGACGACGACGACAACAACAACAACAACAACAGGUACGUUGACGAGGUGGAAGAGCAAGACGAGGCGCAUCAUCAUGCGAAAAAUCCAGUCAAACACAUUGUGCAGCACUUUGGAUACGACUGGUCGUUGCAGUAUUUGCUAACUGUGCCCGUGUCAUUCUUUCUUAUUUAUAAUGCCGGCUGGCUUAUCUUGGAUGGCCUCAAUAAGACUAUUCAGGAGUCUGCAUUAGCGGAGUCGUUUGUCUAUUCGCUAAUCCAGGCCAUCUCGAUUGCAUUGAUGUUGCCCGUGCUUCCAUUUGUAUACAAAUUGAACAGAUACAUGGUCUUGGGCUUGGUGGCUAUAGCAGUCUUGGGUUCAGCAAUCGUAUGCAUAAAAGAGCCCUUCAACGAGCUCAACCCUUUAAAGCUCCGGUUUUUGCAAACGGUUGCUAGCGACAAGUCCUUUGUCAAAGUGUUUGGAAGAGAAGGUGUGCUUUUUGAUCAUAUCUCGAGAUUGCCUUCCGUUCGUGAAUCAGGCGUGAAAGUGCUGUGCUCACCUGCUCCAGAUGGAAACCAAGUCUGUUCUUAUAGAAGCGAAAACUUCCCCAACAUAAUUCCAGGCGGCCCCGCUGCUCCCUACAUUGAAAUAGACACCAAAAAAACCACCACUACCAGCACCUCCACCGUCAAGUCUAGUGAAUUUGGGAUCAACUACGACGAAAUUGUGAUCAAAGCACCAAAGAACCGCAUGUGCAAUUUGUAUUUCGAUAACGACGACGUCAAAGCUGUUAGCAUAGGCGGGAGCCGGAAAGAUUUGCUCCCAUUCAAGCAGAUUCCGAGCGGGUUCUCGCAUGCGAAAAACUAUUACUACAAGGACGUUUCGGGGAUUCGGACUUUGUAUCUCAAUAAGCUAGACUGGGACGAAAACUACAACGUGGGCUUUUACUGGUUUCCAAGCAUCAACGACGAGAGCAACUUGCUUAGCUUCAAAGUCGAGUGCUUCUGGGCGGACUUGUCUCCGAUCUCACGCGAUGGCGAGGUAUUUGAGGCAAUUCCAGCUUAUGAGGAAGUGAUGAAGUUCACUCCGCACUAUGUAACGUGGGCCAACAGAGACCGGGGUUUAGUCUCAGCAUCAAAAGUUGUAUCACUAUAG